Vanessa tameamea is the source of this 719-nucleotide messenger RNA. RefSeq lists its product as uncharacterized. The transcript is spliced from 2 exons. The record is from RefSeq and is a predicted model, not a curated record. NCBI's taxonomy places the organism in Eukaryota, Metazoa, Arthropoda, Insecta, Lepidoptera, Nymphalidae. The coding region runs from base 53 to 715 and encodes 220 amino acids.
AUAUGGUACUGAAUGGGUUCAACCAGUAUUUUCUGUUUACUUGUUAAUAAAUAUGUCGGACUCUCCUCAAGAAUCACAACAGUCGACGAGCUGUUCCAAGGUCGAGAACCCGCAAUCUCAGCCAUCAACGAGUCAUAAAUUUGAAUUUAUCGAAACUCCCAAGUGGUCUUACGUUAAUGAUGUAAAGAAAAAGUGGAAUGUUGUCAAAGUUUUCCGAAUGCUUGGCACUCGAGAGCAAGCUAUUGCUUUCGCUGAGGAGAACUGCAUGAUCCCAAAAUCAAAAAUGUGUCGGCACAUUGAAGGUCAGUGGGUGCUGGGAAUGAUAGAAGAUGGGAGUGAGGAUCUUCGAUUAGAAGUUUGCCCAAAUAAUAUCAGGACUGCAGAAGUUCUGGUUCCCUUAAUACAGAAACAUGUGGCUGAGGGUACCACCAUUCAUAUUAAUGUUGGGGAAGCAUAUGACACCUUAAAAGAUCAUAAUUAUGUUCUCAAGAAAAUGACUGAUAAUUUUCCUGCAAAUCCUUUAUGCAUGCACACACAGAAAAUAGAGGCACAAUGGCGUGUGGUUAAGCAAUUCUUUUCAAAAGAUCUUUACAAUAGAGAAAAUUUAGCUGAUUUUAUUAUUGAGUAUUUAUGGAGACGUUAUAUUAUUAUAAAUAAAUGUGAUCCUUUUGAGGAGUUAAUUAAAGCUGUAAAAUAUGUCUAUAAACAAUAUUAAAAAA